ACUCUCCCCUGCCCUCUUGCCCAUUAAAGAUGAAGCGGCUCUUCGCAGUUUUCAAGGUUUAUAUGGGUAUAUCUGCGGUUUGUGCAGGACAAAAACUAGUCUGGCUAUAAAGGGAUUAGUAAUUUUCCCAAUUUUUUUUCUUUCUUGUUUUGUUUCAGGUGUUUAAAUACAGCUUAUCUUAUUUUUAUUUAAAGAACCUGAAAUCAUCUUCCUGUCUGUUCAUUCUCUUACAACCCCUCCCCUUUCUUUAUAAUAGCUUCUGCUCUCUCUCCCUUUCUCUCAUUGCUUAACUACUAGCGCAAUGGAGUCAUCCAAACUCUUUGGAGGACCAGAAGAGUGUCACAGCAGUGAAUCUGGGUGGACUAUGUAUCUUGGUUCCCCCAUACAUGGCGGCGAUGAUGAUGAUGAAAAUGAUGAUAAACACAGCAACAAGGAUGAUGAUGAUGAAGAUGAGAAUGGAGGUAAUGAUAAAAAUCACUAUAUUGAAGAUGACAGUGAUGAUUCAAUGACUUCUGAUGCUUCUUCUGGUCCAAAUAAUCAAGGAUCAGCUCAUUAUAAGCUCCAGAAACACGUCGAUGAUAACAAGCAUCUCCCUGAGAAGAAACAAGAGAAUCAGCAAAAAGCUGAAAGGGGAAUGAUCAAGAAGUGGGAUUUAUUGCAAGAAGAUCAUCAUAAUAAAAAUGCUCCUGCUCAAAGCAGCUCCAAGGUAAGAAAAAGCAUCAGCUUGAUUGGAAAAAGAAAUUAAAUAGCUCUCUGCAGUAUACUGUUUCUCAGCUGAAAACGUGGUAGAUCAAGAUCAGACGAGAGUUAAAAUAGAUUGCUAGAUUAAUUACGAUUAUGUUCUUAAUCAAGUGCUUGCUAAUUUUUGAUACUGUACGAGACGCAUCAAGAAAUAUAAUGAUGAUCAGAUUUCGAUUUCACGUUUAAAAUUGUAAUAAAUGGUUCUUUUUAUUCUUAAUAAAAUUAUAAUUUUAGC
Molecule: messenger RNA, 976 nt
Organism: Manihot esculenta (cassava)
Lineage: Eukaryota; Viridiplantae; Streptophyta; Magnoliopsida; Malpighiales; Euphorbiaceae
Product: protein SOB FIVE-LIKE 1-like
Exons: 1
Coding region: 302-745 (147 amino acids)
Biological process (GO): cytokinin biosynthetic process
Source: RefSeq, a predicted model, not a curated record